Halteromyces radiatus is the source of this 870-nucleotide messenger RNA. RefSeq lists its product as uncharacterized. Lineage: Eukaryota; Fungi; Mucoromycota; Mucoromycetes; Mucorales; Cunninghamellaceae. The record is from RefSeq and is a predicted model, not a curated record. The coding region runs from base 19 to 738 and encodes 239 amino acids. Gene Ontology annotation, cellular component: cytoplasmic exosome (RNase complex); nuclear exosome (RNase complex). Gene Ontology annotation, biological process: TRAMP-dependent tRNA surveillance pathway; poly(A)-dependent snoRNA 3'-end processing; exonucleolytic trimming to generate mature 3'-end of 5.8S rRNA from tricistronic rRNA transcript (SSU-rRNA, 5.8S rRNA, LSU-rRNA). Gene Ontology annotation, molecular function: RNA binding. The transcript has 3 exons.
UUUAUCUAUCAACUUAUCAUGCCAUCUAUCGACGAACAAGAAGAUGGUCAAUCGGAACUACGCAUCGUGAUUCCUGGAGAUAUUAUUUCAAAAGAUCAAAAAGAAGACGAGAAUGACAACAGUACUCUUAUACUUGGUCCAGGUUUACGACAAGACAGUGAUCAAAUAGUGGCCAAUAAAGCUGGAAUCUUACGUAACAAUGGGAAUCGUUGGUGGAUUGAAAGCAAUCAAAAAAGAUAUAUUGCAGCCACUGGAGAAUCAGUAUUGGGAACAGUGGUAGCUCGUCUUGGUGAAUACUAUCGUGUGGAUAUUGGAACAGCACGACCAGCCAUCUUACCUGUUUUAGCUUUCGAAGGUGCUACCAAAAGAAAUAAACCCAACUUAGCAGUGAACAGUCUUGUGUAUUGUCGUGUCAGUUUGGCUAAUCCUGAUAUGGAACCUGAAUUAGAAUGUAUUAAUCCUACUACCUCCAGGGCCGAUGGUUUUGGUGAAUUGAAAGGUGGAUUUGUCUUCAAGUGCUCAUUAGGUUUAUGUAGAAGGUUAUUGAAUCCAACUACACCCAUUCUUACUCUUUUAGGUGAUCAUUUUCCUUUUGAACUUGCAGUGGGAAUGAAUGGUCGUGUUUGGGUGAAUAGCAACAGUUGUAAGGAUACCAUCUUGAUUUCCAAUGCCAUUCAAAACUCGGAAUAUCUUAGCCAGAAGGAAUGUGAAUCCAUGGUCCAAAGUUUAUUAGAUUAGUUUUUAUUAUUAGUUAGCAUCAAAUUAGACAAAACUAUCACUUUAUCUUAUACAUUUAACAGCAUCAUCCAUUCAUUAUUAUUAUUAUUAUCAUUCCCCUGUUAUUACUUUUUUUUUUCUUCUUCUUCUUAU